Canariomyces notabilis is the source of this 1449-nucleotide messenger RNA. RefSeq lists its product as uncharacterized. NCBI's taxonomy places the organism in Eukaryota, Fungi, Ascomycota, Sordariomycetes, Sordariales, Chaetomiaceae. The transcript has 4 exons. The coding region runs from base 1 to 1449 and encodes 482 amino acids. The record is from RefSeq and is a predicted model, not a curated record.
AUGGCAGCUCGUCUCGUCUUGUUCGCCGCUUCGGCUGCCGUGCUGGUUUCAGCACAAGCUCCAACGCCAGACCCGAGCGCUGGAUGCACCUCCAAGUCGUUCUCGAUUCCCAGUUGGUUCAUCCGUGAUGUCACUUACUCGAUGACAGGAGAUGUGUCAUUCCAGGUUUGGAACCGGGCGAUCAAUUACACGGCGAGCAUGACUUGCCAGACAAACGAGGGAUGGAACGCAUGCUCCGCUAAGGGGGGACCGACAACAAACGGCACGCUUGAGGCAUCCGUUCAACUCUCUGGCGACUCAGCGACUUACCUGGUAAACCAAACUUGGACAUGCAACGACCGAGGCAAGCCUAUGACUUUCACAGCAGUCGGCAACAGCACCGCCCUGCAGAAUUACACGUCUCCCAUCCUCGUCAAAGGCUCUCUGACCUCCCCUGUCGCCAUCACACCGGCCUAUCCGGAAGGCCCGACGGGCCACGACACGCCGGGGUGCACGGCGAGGUCUGAGAAGCCGUCGUGGAUUCUGUCGCACAUUUCAUACACCAAUCGAACCGGGAACGGCAUCUCGGCGCCCUUCGUAAACUUCAACCUCAUCCUCACGAACCCGGCCAACGGCUAUGAGGCGAGCUGCAUGCCGGGGACUUCGUACGACUACAGCGCAGACCCGUCCCAUCUCGUAUGUGCCGGAAACGAGUUCCAGUCGUCCAGGAUCGGCAGGUACGCCGUCUCGACUCAGGGAUCCUACGACCCGGACACGUCGACAUUUAGCAUGCAGCAGACGUGGUUCUGUGACGACACGGAUCCGGCAAAGCCCUUGAACAUCACGGCGAGCGGCAGCAUCGCGCUGCCUUUCAAGUGCACAACUGCCGAGCUGGAAGCAGGCGGAACCGAGACGGUCUGCGUGACAGGGAGCGACAUCACGCUCGAGGGAAAGCUGGGCACGGUGGUGACGUUGCCCCCUUACUCAAUCGAAGAGCCCAUCCCCGCGCGCGACGGCUGCACUCUGUCGUCCAUCUUCAACCCACGGUGGCUUUUCAGCUCCUUCAGGGUCGACGACGCCGACAGCAGCUCGCCGGCCGUCAGUUUCGAGAUCAUCCUGCAAACGGAACGCGGGUUCCAGUACCCGAUCCCCAUCUACCAGGGCGCGGCCCUGGAGUCUGGAUGGUAUGAGUGCGACAUUGGCGCCGACGGAGGCAACGGGCUGCCGUUGUGGCCGUAUCAGUGCAGCUUCAAGUACACGCCGGCCUCCAAGGAGCUCGUGCUCAAGGCCGACUGGGCCUGUCAGGAUGUGGACCCGAAUCACCCGGUGCAAUUCAGCGGCCUAUCAACCACCACCAUCAACACGACCUUGGCGUGCGAGACUAUUGACGGCAAGUCGCAAUGCGCGACCACCGACACGGGCUACUCUUGGGUUGCUCCCAUCUCCGACGUCACCUGGAAGUCAACUUGA